This is a messenger RNA of Hevea brasiliensis (rubber tree), 1108 nucleotides long. Its product is annotated as putative glutaredoxin-C14. The transcript has a single exon. NCBI's taxonomy places the organism in Eukaryota, Viridiplantae, Streptophyta, Magnoliopsida, Malpighiales, Euphorbiaceae. The record is from RefSeq and is a predicted model, not a curated record. The coding region runs from base 441 to 857 and encodes 138 amino acids.
AGAAAAGCCUGUAACCAUGUCUCACAUGGCCUCUCACUCGAUCUUUUCAUGUUGAGCAAGAAAGAAAGAAAGAACCAAAGCUCUAUACUGAUUCUUCCUGAACCAAGGUCUUGAGUUAUUUGGGGCCUCUCUAGUCUCCAUUAUUACUCUGGUAGAGUAGACAAAGAACUUGCAGCCGCCUUCUAUACCUGACAGUUUGCUUCCACCAUUGCUAUAAGUGUACACAUGAUGUCUUGUCACGACAGACAACAAUCCUUUUAAAGCAAAAACCAUAAGAUACUCAACGCAUGCGCUGCGACAACAACAGACAAACUCAUUAUUAUUACCAUUAUACCCUCCUCCACCACUAUAUAUAAACCCCACUAACCCACUCCUUGUUGACCACUAACUCAUAUCAUAUCUGAAAUUUUUUUCAGUGCAAGAAAACAAAAUUCUUGAAUAUGCAGUACCAGUAUCAGUACCAGCACCAGCAGCAGGCUGCAGAGUCGUCGUCAUGGGGUUACUAUGUGCCGGCGGUGAGAGGUAUGAUAGGUUCAGACCCAUUGGAGAGAGUGGUGAGGCUGGCCUCUGAAAGUGCGGUGGUGAUAUUUAGUAUCAGUAGCUGCUGCAUGUGCCAUGCGGUGAAAAGUUUAUUCUGUGGGAUGGGUGUGAACCCUACUGUGUAUGAGCUAGACCAGGAUCCAACAGGGAAGGAGAUUGAGAGAGCAUUGAUGAGGCUACUUGGGAAUUAUUCAAGUCCAGUUCCUGUUGUUUUCAUUGGUGGGAAGCUAAUUGGUGCUAUGGAUAGAGUUAUGGCUUCCCAUAUCAAUGGAACCCUCGUCCCUCUUCUCAAGGAAGCUGGAGCUCUCUGGCUUUGAUCCCCUCUCUCUCUCUCUCUCUCUCUCUCUUCUGACAUUGCAGAAAGAGGAAUUUAGUCAUGGUAUAUCUAACCCUUAAUUUCUUUCUUUUUCCCCCCCUUGUUUUUUCUUUUUGGAAAAGAAAACCGAUAUUAAUUAUCAAAUGCAGGAUACUGAUUAGCAUUGAGAGAGCUGAGGUUAAUUAUGAAGCUUUUAACUUCUGUAAUGGAUGUUUCAUCAACUUAUAUAAUUGAUCUCUGCCGCUUUGUAUA